Protopolystoma xenopodis is the source of this 207-nucleotide messenger RNA. The record is from the annotation of a GenBank genome assembly. Lineage: Eukaryota; Metazoa; Platyhelminthes; Monogenea; Polystomatidea; Polystomatidae.
AUGUGUUCGUGCGGAGCCCAUUUUGGCCGCAGUUCUGUGAUGCACCAACUCGGAGAGGUCGACGAAACCAGUCGUUCUGCCAACCGGACGGCUCGGUCUGGAUGCCCAGACGUCGCCGUCUAUCUCUGCUCUGAUUGGCCAGUUCAACGGCCCCGAUUGCCUGCAGCCAGCCAAUCAGACGAGCGAGCAGCGGUCAGACAGGCCUGA